Molecule: messenger RNA, 1629 nt
Organism: Gopherus flavomarginatus (Mexican gopher tortoise)
Lineage: Eukaryota; Metazoa; Chordata; Testudines; Testudinidae
Gene: DNAJC5G
Product: DnaJ heat shock protein family (Hsp40) member C5 gamma
Exons: 6
Coding region: 196-765 (189 amino acids)
Source: RefSeq, a predicted model, not a curated record
GUGCCCACCCUUGGGUUUUGGGCAGGUGGGUGCUGGCACUGGAUGGGCUGGUUUCUGGGCUGUCUGUGCCCUCUCUUGGGUCAUGGGCAGGCUGAUUGCUGGGCUGUGUGUCCUUGUCUGGCCAGUUCUUGCCCUGCCUUGUUUCACUUCCUCAUUCCUGCUGCCGGGUGAGCCUGGAUUCUCAGCUAGAGCAACAUGGCGGAACCCGGCCGACCCCAGCGGAAAAUGUCCCGGGCUGGGGAGAGUUUGUACAGAGUCCUGGGCCUGGAGAAGGGGGCUUCUUCAGAGGAGAUCAAGAAGGCAUACAGGAAACUGGCCCUGAAGUACCACCCGGACAAGAACCCCGAGAAUCCCGAGGCAGUGGAGAAGUUCAAGGAGAUCAACAAUGCGAACGCGACGCUGAAUGAUGAGAACAAGCGGCGGAUCUAUGAUGAGUAUGGCUCCAUGGGGCUCUACGUGGCGGAGCAGUUCGGCGAGGAGAGUGUCAAGUACUACUUCCUCAUGUCCAAGUGGUGGUUCAAGGCCUUGGCCGUGUGCUGUGGCAUCUUCACCUGCUGCUGCUGCUGCUGCUGUUGCUGUUUCUGCUGCGGGAAGUGCCGUCCGCCUGAGGACGAGGACUCCUACAAGUACGUCAACCCCGAGGACCUGGAGGCGCAGAUCCAAGCUGAGGCUGAAGACACCCAGACACCCAUUGUGGUGCAGCCCCUGCCUGCAGCAGCUGGAGAGGAGCCGCUGCCAGACGCCAGCCUCAGGACUGACGCAUGAGGCCGACUUCGACCUGCUGACUGCCUGUCCCCUCGCCUGGACUCUGGGUGGGAACCCCACUGGAAGUGCCGCUGCCUGGGGUUCCUGGCCCCUGUGCUGUGGGCAGCCAGGCCACUUGGCUGCGGCUUGAAUCUCAGGUAAACUGGCAACGCCUUUGGGGCGGCCAUUCCUGCAAGGACUUGCUCCUGCGGCCUGCGCCUGCCCAAGGCUCCUUGUGCUGUGACUUCUCUGGCUGCUGCAGCAGCCUGCUGACUGGCCAGGCUCCCUGCGCUGGCGUUGCUGCCCAAGGAACCUGAGACUGGAAACCCCUGGGUAACCCCCCCCACAGAAGGCUGCACUGCUGCGCAGCCCCUGUCCCUGCCUCGGCCGGUCACCCAGCACCAGCACCCGCCUGGCUUCUCCCCAGCCGGGCCCCUCCCCCCACGACCUAGUGUUUACAGCUGUGCGGAUGCCGAGCUCGCAGGCCCUGGCCUCAGAAACACAAGCUUGUGCCCCAGCCGUGCAACCUGGAGGCAAAUGAGACCAACCCCACUGUAACUAGCCCAUGGAGACGGGGCAGCCACAGGCUGAGCCUGCCGGGCGCCCUGCUGCUUCCAGGGGCCUAUCCCUUCCCUGUGUUGGGUGCCAAACACAGCUCUCCGGGCAGGCGUGGUCCUGGCAGACAGUGCACUCGCUGCCUGCUUGCACUGUGGUUUGCUGCCCCGCCCGGAGGCAGCACCCCCUCCCUCAGCGCUCCUGGCCUGGCCUGCACCUGGCACAGACAGAACCUCAGUCACUGUGUCUGAGCCUCAUGGGUGUCUCUGCCGGUGCCCUGGGGCCCACUGGGAUGGUGUGUCAGGGCAAUAAAGGAACCUGUUGUCUGCA